AUGUCACCAACCCUGCCAUAUGAGCUCAUCCACCAGAUAAUCCUCCCAUUAAUUCCAGACGAACCAUACUGGGCCAGGAACCACCGAUCGGACAGGCCGCCCAGCGGGUCGGUAUUGGCCAGGUUCCUGGGGUUGCGGCUUGUUAGCAGACUUUUUGACGCAGUUAUAAUUGACAUCUUUCUAAAUGCGAUCCGGGCAAACCGCCUCGGGCGCGAUAUGGGAUUGCGGUUUGGCCCACCGUCACCCUCAAGCAUGGCUAUGACCAGACGCCUCCUCAAGUGCUUUCUGGUCAGGUACCAGUCGAGCCCGGAGGUCAGGGAAUUCCCGUUAAUCAGCACGAUCAAUAGAGCUGUCGAAAGGGCGGUUGGCCUGUUUGCACGCUCUCGCGGGGGUAAUACCGGCCACGGUCCCAGCGCUCAUAUAGUGGAGCAGCUGCGCAUGAGUUACAGGGAUGGAAUGAUUGCUGUCCUUGUCGGGAUACUAGGACCGGACUUGAUAUUCUCGAUCCUCGGCGGUGGAUCAGACUUGGAAGAUUUGGAUGAAACGAAGGGUGAGGUCGAUGCGGCUGUGUUGAUGGCGGCGGCAUAUCUGGGACGACUCGAUCAUAUGGUUCAACUAGUUGACCGUGGUAUCAGUAUUAGCUGCGAUCCUGGGGAUAAAUGGGUCUAUCCACCGUUGAUUACUGCAGCUCUGGCUGGGAAUAUGGACGUGGUCAAGUUUCUGCAGCGGAAUGAUGUUGAUCUGGAUACACGUACUGUUGGGAACGGCUGUAGUCCUCUCCACUUUGCCGCGGUGACUGGCCAGGCUGAGAUGGUUCACUAUCUUCUCGAGCAAGGUCUUGACCCAGAUGUCCGCAAUAAUGAUGGAGACACGCCGCUCCAGCUGGCGGCUGGCUGUGGGCAUUCCCAGGCUGUGCGUCGGUUGCUGUCAAGCGGCGAGGUCGAUGCCAACAGACGUGAUCGUUGGGACUGCGCUCCCUUGGCUUGGGCCGCAGCCAGAGGCUACGAAGAGGUGGUUGUGGAACUGGUGGCCUGCGAGACGGUGAAUGUCCACGGUAUACACCACCUGGGCCACCAACGCGGAACUGUAACGGAGAUAGCCGCACGGGCAGGGCACGAGAGUGUCUUCCAUCUGUUAUUUGCUUAUGUUCCGAGACUCUCGACAAGUCUCUUCGGCGCUGCCCUUUCCAGCAGCAGGACGAGCAUUGUGAAAGCCGUAGUAAAGGCCGAUUCCGAUAUAGUGGACCAGUACGAGAAUCAUAGACAGUGCAGCACACUGCUCGAGCCAGCCAGGAAUGCAAACGAUGAGCUUCUUGCAUACAUACUGUCGCAGGGCUUCGGGUCCAUCAACCGGGACAACGGCGGCUACACGGCCCUACAUUAUGCUGUUAUGAGCGGGAGCACCAGCACAGUCAAGCUGCUGCUCGAUCAUCCUGCGACAGACAUCAAUAUCAACAUCGAUCCAGAGUCUGUCUCCACCCCACUACACUGUGCUAUUGCAUCGGGGGGGCCGACGCUUGAGAUAUUACAUCUAAUGCUUGACAGCCCGGGACUUGACCGAGGGGCCGUGAACACGCACGGUCAAACGAUAUUCUUGCAUGCCGUUAGCUCGGGGGCUAUACAUCUAGUUAGAGCGUUGCUUUCUCGCGCCGAUGUUGACAUCCACGCCGUCGACAACGAGGGAAGCACUCCUCUGAUGACUGCAUCUCGGUGGGGACAUUUGGACAUCUUCAACAUUCUCUUACAGGUACCAGGGACAAGGCUCGAGCAAAGGAACAGCCGUGGCCGAACGGCUCUUUUCCUAGCUGUAAUGUAUGGACAGGUGCAUAUUGUUAAGCGCUUCUUGGAACGUGAUAUGAGCAUGACAGUGGAAUGCCUUCGGGAAUCUAUACUAGAUAAGUUUCUUCCUGACGCGGAUGAGAUGAGACACGUCCUGGCCCAGGACCCUUCGUUGCAAAAUGCUGAGCUUGAGGUUGAUUUGGAUACGCUGAGGAAACUAAAGCAGGCAUUGGAGCUGGUGGUGGCUCAUGUACAAAUGCUCACGCAAUCAUAA
Molecule: messenger RNA, 2052 nt
Organism: Aspergillus puulaauensis
Lineage: Eukaryota; Fungi; Ascomycota; Eurotiomycetes; Eurotiales; Aspergillaceae
Product: ankyrin repeat domain-containing protein
Exons: 2
Coding region: 1-2052 (683 amino acids)
Molecular function (GO): protein binding
Source: RefSeq, a predicted model, not a curated record